Molecule: messenger RNA, 1017 nt
Organism: Paramecium tetraurelia
Lineage: Eukaryota; Ciliophora; Oligohymenophorea; Peniculida; Parameciidae
Exons: 1
Source: RefSeq, a predicted model, not a curated record
AUGUUUUAUAAACCUAAGUUAAUAUCUCCAAACAGAACAUAAUCUCCAGUUGUAGUGCAUAAACAAUCAAUUACUUAAGUAAGUAAUCCACUUUUACCCUAAUAACAAUAUCAAGCUCAAACGUAUUAUGCAUCAUCGAAAACAACUCCAAUAAAAAAUUUAGAAUAGAAAUUUGAAGCAAUUAAGCAAAAUAUCAAUAUGACUCAUUAAAGUUAAUUGUCUCCAGAAAGAAAUAAACCAGCAGUUACGAAUGAUUUUGAGAUGUAGAUUAUACGGAAUGAUAUUGUAUUUAAAGAUCAAAAGAUUGCAGCAUUAUAAAAAGCGCUUGAUUUGUCAAAUGAUGAUAGAAACAAAUUAAGAUCAGCUUUAGAAUAGAAAUCUAAUCUGUGUGUCAAUAAAGAAAGAGAGAUAGCCAAAUUAUUAGCCACAAUCCAUUAAAUUGAAUUUAAGAAAAGUGAAAGCUAAAUCGUUAAGGAUCUUUAACUCUAGAUUGAAACUCUAAAAACAUUCAUUUAAGAGAAUGCUUUAGAUAAAUCAAACUUAAAAAAUGAAGAUGCUAAUCAAUUUAAGGCCAAAGUGGCUCAACUCCAAGAAUAAUUGGCAUAAUAAAUUAAUUAGAAUUAAUCACUCUAAUAAUAUAUGAAGGAACUUAUGAAUUAGAAUAAAGUAUUGUCAUAGAAAUAUACUGAAAAAUGCAUUGAAUAUUAAAAACUUGAGAUGCAAUUAGAUGAAAUCAAAAUAUUAUAAAAUGAACUUAAAGGGAAGGCUGAAGAAAUAGAAAUAUUAAAAGGGGAACUCAGCAAUGAUAAUACAACAAUUUAGACAAGAGAAUAAAGUGCUUUUGAUCAAUAAAACGAAAUUUAGAAAUUUCUUUCUCAAAUAAAACAACAAUAUUUAGAGGAUAAUCCUAAAAUGGACACUGAUGAUCAAGAUACUAUUAAUGUUUAUAAGCAUUUAUAUAGUUUUUAAUCUACAGACGAUUUAGCUAAAGGGGAACCUUAGAAAAUAAAUAAAUGA